This is a messenger RNA of Castor canadensis (American beaver), 3246 nucleotides long. RefSeq names its product protein phosphatase 2 regulatory subunit B'alpha (gene Ppp2r5a). Lineage: Eukaryota; Metazoa; Chordata; Mammalia; Rodentia; Castoridae. The record is from RefSeq and is a predicted model, not a curated record. Gene Ontology annotation, cellular component: protein phosphatase type 2A complex; cytosol; nucleus. Gene Ontology annotation, biological process: signal transduction; protein dephosphorylation. Gene Ontology annotation, molecular function: protein phosphatase activator activity.
UGUACCAACCACCUUCUCAAGUUGUAGCGGUCGCUCGCCGGGGGUUCUCCGUGGGCGGCCGGCGGGCGCCUGGGGGAGGGGGUUCGGACCGCGCCGCGCUACGAGCGAGUGCGUGCGCGCCGAGAUUCGGGGCUGCAGGUCACCCACGGUCCCCGGCGAUGAGGGGCCGGCGCUGACAGGGAAGAGAGGGCACCGCGGCUGUGGCUCCGAGCGGACCCGCGAUGGCAGCGCCCUGGGAGGAGGCUCCAGGCAGGGCGGACGGCGCUGGCAGCGGCCGCUGAGGUGCUAGCCGGCCGGCCGGCGGGCCACCAGGACUGAAGGGACGAGAAGCGCGCUCAGCGUGCGCACCGCUGCGCCCUCACCUCAGUUGUCCAAACUUCAGGCUCCCUUCCACCCGCCCUUCGCGACCGGAGUCAACAACUUCUUCACCCCCCUCCGCCCCCGCCCUUCCCUCGGCCACCCCGGGAGUUCGCCGCGCGACCGGGACCGACCAGGCACCUCCGGCGCGGACAUGUGGCCGUGAAGCGUUGUCGGGCGGCGAGGAGAAGCUCGGCGGUGCCGGGAGCGGGAGGGCGGUGUGGCCGGGGGCGCAGGGGCGCCAGCUCUCCACGCCGCUCCCCCGCCUCCCCCUCCUGCCGCUGCCGCCGCCCGUGCGGUGCGAGCAGCAGCCGGAGCUGCCAAGCGCCAACGCCGCGGAGAUGUCGUCGUCGUCGUCGUCGCCGCCGCCGGUGGCGGGGGCUGCCAGCGCCGCCAUCUCGGCCUCGGAGAAAGUGGACGGCUUCACCCGGAAAUCGGUGCGCAAGGCGCAGAGGCAAAAGCGCUCCCAGGGCUCGUCGCAGUUCCGCAGCCAGGGCAGCCAGGUGGAGCUGCACCCCUUGCCCCAGCUCAAAGAUGCCACUUCAAAUGAACAACAAGAGCUUUUCUGUCAGAAGUUACAGCAGUGUUGUAUACUGUUUGAUUUCAUGGACUCUGUUUCAGACUUGAAGAGCAAAGAAAUUAAAAGAGCAACACUGAAUGAACUGGUUGAGUAUGUUUCAACUAACCGUGGUGUAAUUGUUGAAUCAGCGUAUUCUGAUAUAGUAAAAAUGAUCAGUGCUAACAUCUUCCGUACUCUUCCUCCAAGUGAUAAUCCAGAUUUUGAUCCAGAAGAGGAUGAACCCACACUUGAGGCCUCUUGGCCUCAUAUACAAUUGGUGUAUGAGUUCUUCCUGAGAUUUUUGGAGAGUCCUGAUUUCCAACCUAGCAUUGCAAAGCGAUACAUUGAUCAGAAAUUUGUACAACAGCUCCUGGAGCUUUUUGAUAGUGAAGAUCCCAGAGAACGUGACUUCCUGAAGACUGUGCUGCACCGAAUUUAUGGGAAGUUUCUUGGAUUAAGAGCAUUCAUCAGAAAACAAAUUAACAACAUUUUUCUCAGGUUCAUUUAUGAGACAGAGCACUUCAACGGCGUUGCUGAGCUUCUUGAGAUUCUUGGAAGUAUUAUCAAUGGCUUUGCAUUGCCACUGAAAGCAGAACAUAAACAAUUUCUAAUGAAGGUUCUUAUUCCUAUGCAUACUGCAAAAGGAUUAGCUUUGUUUCAUGCUCAGCUAGCAUACUGUGUUGUACAGUUCCUGGAGAAAGAUACAACCCUGACAGAACCAGUGAUUAGAGGACUGCUGAAAUUUUGGCCGAAAACAUGCAGUCAGAAAGAGGUGAUGUUUUUAGGAGAAAUUGAAGAAAUCUUAGAUGUCAUUGAACCAACACAGUUUAAAAAAAUUGAAGAGCCACUUUUUAAGCAGAUAUCCAAGUGUGUCUCCAGUUCCCAUUUUCAGGUUGCAGAAAGAGCACUGUACUUCUGGAAUAAUGAAUAUAUUCUUAGUUUGAUUGAAGAGAAUAUUGAUAAAAUUCUGCCAAUUAUGUUUGCCAGUUUGUACAAAAUUUCCAAAGAACACUGGAAUCAAACCAUUGUAGCACUGGUGUACAAUGUGCUGAAAACCCUAAUGGAGAUGAAUGGCAAGCUUUUCGAUGACCUUACUAGCUCAUACAAAGCUGAAAGGCAGAGAGAAAAGAAGAAGGAAUUGGAACGUGAAGAAUUAUGGAAAAAACUAGAGGAGCUGAAGCUAAAGAAGGCUCUAGAAAAACAGCACAGCCCUUACAACAUGCACAGUAUUCUCAGCAAUACAAGUGCCGAAUAGCACAGCCUGCCACCUCUGCUGGAUAGGCACAGUUUUGUAUACUUUUUUUUGAAAUAUGUAAAAACUGCAGAGCCAACCUCAUCAGUGUAAUGUAAUUGAAAGGCCAAUUUUUUUCCUGGCAACUCUUAAGUGACGGACUAAACCUAGCCCUGUGCUAUGUCAUGGCCACAGUGUAUUGUAACCCGGGUCUAAUCAUUGACUUAUUGUGUCACUUCUGAAGUUUCACAGAAAUGAAUUUUAUCAUCUGUGAACUGAGUAAGAUAAUUGAGGGAGUGGUAAGAAUUAUGACUUGAAUUCUUUUUUGAUUUUGUUGCACAUAGAUCAAGUAGCCGCUCUGUAUAUUUUUUUCCCUUUUAUAAAGUGCUUUUCACACUGCUGCAGACCUUAGUUAUAUCUGAGAAACAAAAGGAUACUUCCUAAAGUACAGCUAAGGUGUCAUCCUUACCCUUCCCUUUGUUUCUCGCAGGAACAGUGGUGGGAUUCCCUGCCCCAAGCCCACCCUCAUUAAUGAUCUUACUGUACUCUGGAAUUUAAGCAGAACCUUAAAUCUCCAGGCCUUUAAAGCACAAAAUAAAAGCUGGGAAAGUAAACCAACAGUCUUCAGGUUGUUCCUCAUGAAUACAGUACCCCCUUCAUUAGCAGCACCCCAGAGUACAGACCCGGGUUAGUAGCUAGCAACAGCCCAGGUGAACACUGGGCUUGCCUCUCAGUUCAUUCCUCCUCCUCCUCCCAAAGGCUGGAGGCAGGGCCUUUCCAGUCCUCACGACCCAUCCUUCCCCCAGGCCUUCCUGACCCGGGCAAGGCUUUGAGUCCCACAGUGUGGUGAGGCAGAUUGCUAGUUGUCACUGCCUGGCUUUAUUUAAAGGAAAUGCAGUAGGCUGUUUCUGUAGCGUUCUGAAAAAGUUGACUACAUAGAAGUCUUGUAUGUUUUUACCUGGUCAAGUAUUUCUCACAUCUUUUUAUCAGAGUACCAUUCCAACCUCUUACCUUGCAGUUGUGUGGAAAACUGUUUUAUAAUGAAAGAUCUUCACUGGGGGAUUGAGCAGCGUUUAAUAAAGUCUAUGUUUGUAUUUUG